AUGCCCGAUCGGCACUCAUUUGGCCUACCAGGUUGCAAACCAAGACUGAAACGGGGUGUCAAGAGCAAUCGCGCUUUGGGUACUGAUAACGGCAAGAGGAACAAUCCUAGGACCACCAACAUCGGGCUCUUGGGUGCACAGCAAAAAAUAGUUCAAACAUUCUGCCGAAUCCACGACAAAUUGCCGCAGCCGAACGCAACGUGGCAGCGCGUGGUCCCGUACACCCUGACUGACAGUCAGUUGAAUUUCACUCUGCCCACACACGAUCACAGUGCAGUGCAGCUGAGAGCCGUGAACAAAGUUGGAAUGAGUGAACCGGCAUUUCUCACCAUUCAGCCACCGAUGAAAAAAGUAUCCGGCAGUAACAGUGGCUACUCCUCCAUCUUUGAACCGUUGAAUCACGUGACAGGUGUCCUGACCUACAGUCUGUUGUCAGUUGGUUUGAUCCUGCUUCUACUGCUCAUGAUUAUUGUGUUUGUCUAUCGACGUAAGUAA
Messenger RNA from Echinostoma caproni, 495 nucleotides. The record is from the annotation of a GenBank genome assembly. NCBI's taxonomy places the organism in Eukaryota, Metazoa, Platyhelminthes, Trematoda, Plagiorchiida, Echinostomatidae.